Molecule: messenger RNA, 507 nt
Organism: Phyllotreta striolata
Lineage: Eukaryota; Metazoa; Arthropoda; Insecta; Coleoptera; Chrysomelidae
Source: the annotation of a GenBank genome assembly
AUGAAUGCUUUGUAUGUGACAGUGUCCGUAAUACCGAUCAUACUGGUGUUUGCCGGUUUAAACCACGCUCAUGGACUAACGACUUUUGGAAAAAACACCAAUCAAGGGCAGAAUCCGAUACCGCAAACUAACGUAAAACCAAUAAAUUGCACAAGUCAAGCGAAUUGCACAUUAAUAAAGGGAACAACAUGCAUAAAAUCAUUUUGCCUAUGCGGAGACAACAGCCAUCCGGCAAAUGGGAAAUGCAACGCCAAAUAUAAAGGACCGAAGCAUAUAUGUACAAAUGACGAAGAGUGCGUAGAAAAUGCCGUUUGUGCAGAAUCCACCGACAAAAAAACCAUUAAUAAUUUAUUAACUAAUGGUAACAACAAUAACAAUGCUCCGAUUUUAAUAUGCCAGUGUCUAGAUGGUUUAUUUGCAAUUGGAAGUGUAUGCAGUGGUGCCGCGGUGAAUACAGCGCUGCCAGGUUUGAUGAUAUUCGUUGCAGUACUUGCAAAAAUUUACUGA